ACCAUGAGGGAAGUCCAGAUUUUUCUGCUGCUUACCAGCGUCUUGGUUCAUGGAAGAGACCCACGUUGGCAGAAUAGUUAUGAUGAACCUCUGCAUUUCGCUUGUCCAGUCAGGCAGUCAAUUUCCUAUAUAAGCAGUCAGCAUGAUAACCAUAGAGAGGACAGACUCUGGGAUUUUGGCUGCAAGGACACCUUCAGCAGUGAACCUACCUGUUUUUGGUCAGAGUAUGCAAAUGACUUUGACCAGGAGUUCACCUUUCAGUGUCCAAAGAACUAUGUCCUGACAGGCAUGAACAGUUACCAUGACAACCACCAUGAGGAUAGAAGAUGGCGUUUCCAUUGCUGUCUGGUCCACAAUCAGUGCAAUGCGGUGUGCCAGUGGACCACCUACAUAAACUACUUUGAUGAACCUUUCUCUUGGAGCGUGCCAACAAUGAAUUACUUAGUGGGAACUGGCAGCUACCAUUCAAAUAGUAAAGAGGAUCGGCGCUGGAGAUACAUGUAUUGCACAAGGCAGUCCUGCUGA
Molecule: messenger RNA, 525 nt
Organism: Chanos chanos (milkfish)
Lineage: Eukaryota; Metazoa; Chordata; Actinopteri; Gonorynchiformes; Chanidae
Product: hemagglutinin/amebocyte aggregation factor-like
Exons: 5
Coding region: 4-525 (173 amino acids)
Biological process (GO): collagen fibril organization
Cellular component (GO): extracellular matrix
Source: RefSeq, a predicted model, not a curated record